Molecule: messenger RNA, 3955 nt
Organism: Molossus molossus (Pallas's mastiff bat)
Lineage: Eukaryota; Metazoa; Chordata; Mammalia; Chiroptera; Molossidae
Gene: TTF1
Product: transcription termination factor 1
Exons: 11
Coding region: 49-2262 (737 amino acids)
Source: RefSeq, a predicted model, not a curated record
UUCCGGAUUGGAAGAGUGGUGGUGACGCUUUCGGACGGCAGGAGUAAAAUGGAAGGCGACUUGAGCAGAUUGGACAUUCACACUCCAGUUUUCGACAAGAGAAAGAAAAAGUAUACAGUAGAUAAGGAAAGACACCAGGCGCGUGCCCACGAAAGUUUCAGAGACUGCCCCCUGGCAGGUGAGCAGUCUCACGAAACCAAGAGGGAAAAACCGAGAACGGACCGCCAGCAUCUCGCCCCUUCUCCUUUGAGACCAUCAGAGCUCUGUGAUGAGACGGAAACGGCCCCUUCCGCAGCCAAAAAGAGGAAAAAGAGAAGAAGGGCUGCUCCGGGGGUAGAGGAUGAGACAGGCGUGUACGUCCUGGUGGAUAAAGAGAACAUCGAGAACAUGCCGAAGAACUUCAGAAGGGAUAUUGACGUCGUUUUCGUGGACGUGGGCAAGGAGCCCGAGGCAGCUGGGGAGCCCGAGGCCGGGGAGCCGCGCACGGUCACUGAGCGCCGGGAGAACGAGCUGGAGGGCCCGAGUGACAGGGUGAGGGAGAGGAGGAAGAAGAAGCGGCGGCGGGAAGCUGUGGCCUGUGCUGCUGUGCGAGGAGGCCCGGACCCCAGCGCCCUGCCCCAGCCCGAGGCCCUGCCCUCUGGGCGCCUGGAAGGCCGGGUCACACGGCUGCUGGGCGCUGCUCCUAAAAAGAAGCCGAAGAAAAGAAAGAGAGACAGUUCACAUAGUCAGGAAUUGGAGCGUCCUGAGACCGUGAGCUCGGAGGGGUCGCCAGUUGUCCGUGGCACGGGAACCACAGAAGGCGAGCAGGAGUCCUGCCAGUUGAAGAAAAGGGCGAAGAAAAGGAGGCAGAGGUCGUCGGUCGCCAGUGCGACCUUUGAGGCCCCGCUCCUUGAUUCUCCGGAAGGGACCGGUCCCGUGAUGGAGGAAAGCGCGACGCCCCGGCCGCAGGAGGGAACCCAGGCGGGCCCGGAGCAGGUGCAGAGGUUCGGACCUACAGACGAAGAAAGCAAUUUGGAAUCGGCUAAAGAUUCUGAAGCAAGGUACUUAUCCGAAGACUCGAGAGACUCGGACGAUGCGGAUGUGGACUUGGCCUCUGCCGUGAAGCAGCUCCAAGAGUUCAUCCCUGGCAUCGAGGACAGGGCUGCCACCACGAUCAAGCGCAUGUACCGGGACGACUUGGGACGGUUCAAGGAGUUCAAAGCGCAGGGUGUCGCCAUUAAAUUUGGCAAGUUUUCUGCAAAGGAAAAUAAGCAGUUAGAGAAAAACGUGCAAGAAUUUCUGUCCCUGACAGGGAUCGAGAACGCAGACAAGCUGCUGUACACGGACAGAUACCCGGAGGAGAAGGCUGCGAUCACCGACCUAAAGAGAAAAUACGCCUUUAGGGUGCACAUUGGUAAGGGCAUUGCCCGGCCCUGGAAACUCGUGUACUACCGAGCCAAGAAGAUGUUUGAUGUCAAUAAUUACAAAGGCAGGUACAGCAAAGGGGAUACCGAGAAGUUAAAGAUAUACCAUUCCCUCCAUGGCAACGACUGGAAAAAGAUCGGGGAUUUGGUGGCUCGGAGCAGCCUCUCUGUUGCCCUAAAAUUCUCCCAGAUCAGCAGUGAAAGAAACCACGGUGCUUGGAGUAAGGCGGAAACCCAGAAGUUAAUCAAGGCUGUUGAAGAAGUGAUUCUGAAGAAAAUGUCUCCCCGGGAUUUAAAAGAGGUAGAUUCUAAACUCCAGGAAAACCCCGAAGGCUGCUUGUCCAUUGUUCGGGAAAAGCUCUACAGGGGCAUAUCGUGGGUAGAAGUCGAAGCUAAAGUAGAGACCAGGAAUUGGAUGCAGUGUAAAAGUAAGUGGUCGGAAAUUCUCACCAAGAGAAUGACGAAUGGUCGGGACGUGUACCGAGGAGUGAAUGCCCUGCAGGCCAAGAUCAACCUGAUCGAAAGGCUGUACGAGAUCAAUGUGGAAGAUGCUAAUGAAAUAGACUGGGAAGAUCUUGCUAGUACCAUAGGUGAUGUUCCUCCGUCUUAUGUGCAAACUAAAUUUUAUAAGCUCAAAGCUACCUGUGUCCCCUUUUGGCAGAAGAAGACGUUUCCAGAGAUUAUGGACUACCUCUACGAGACGAGUCUGCCUUUGCUCAAAGAAAAGCUGGAGAAGAAGAUGGAGAAGAGAGGCGCCAAGCUCCAGGCGCCCGCGGCACCCAGGCGCGUCUUCCUGUUCAGAGACAUCUUUUACUGUGACGACGACAGUGAGGAGGAGGACGGAGGUGGACAGAGCUAAAGGGAUGCCCAUUUCUUGUCCGCGUUCUGGGUUUGGCCGUAUCUAUAGACACGUGUCAGAAAGCUGCUUGCCGUGUUGCUGGUUAGUAAAGAAGAUGCACUGGCCGCAGGAAGGGUGUCAAAGUGGUGACUUUGUUGUGGUGCAUCGAGAACUGAUUGGCGUCGUCAGAUUUGAGUCAGCCAGACCGAGUUGGUUAGACUGAAAAGGAAGAGGCGCAUAUGAGUUGAUUUCACAUUUCUGUCCUAGCGAAAGCAAUCACAGCUGCUGUUCUCUGUAGAACCUGGUUACCCCAAGCCCCCCGUGCAGCAGUGGGUGGUCGCGCCCUGGACAUUUCAUUGCGUGGAUUGAACUGCCCGCGCACAGCAAGAUGGGAACGCCGACGACUGCAGGCCACUCGCUUCCGCCGCCGUGUAUCUGUGUGCGGUGGUCUGAGUGUUGGGUAAGUGUUAGGGGCUGGCUGCGUGUGAUGCGCCUCAGACUGGUUUCGGUUCCCCUGUAUGUGUCACUGUGUGCGGCUCAUUUCCUGCGUGGUAUUCUAGUGUUUAAAGACAUGCCUUUUUUCGUACAAGAUGCCCUCGGAGCCAGUCCCUGAGCCAGCCUGGUGUGAAGCUGCAGGGAGAACCUUGCACCGUCCCCGUUGCUUGCAGGGCGCUGGCCGUUAGGGAGGGAUGCCCGAUGCCCGGCACAGCCUGCCUGCGGGACCCGGGGCUCUCCCCGCGGGCAGGGAAGCAGGAGCACGCAGACGGUCAGCGGAGGGCUUCCUCCAGGGGCUUAGGCUGCACACUCGUUCAGCGGGAUAGAGGGGCGAACAGGGAGGUCGAAUUAACCAGUGAUGCGGACCCGAGGGGAAGCCCUGUGGCCUAACGUGCCCCCGUCCUUCUCUGCAAACCCUGGGUGGCCUGGAGCCUGUACAGCUGUCCCUUCUCUGCCACACUGCCUCAGUGGGGACAUGUGUCUCCCUGGAACACAGGUCCUGCCUCCCUCCUGCUGGGUGGUCUCAAGUGUCUCCAUGGGCAGCCCCUGAGCGGGACCUGUGGCCAGGGAAGUCAGGUUUCCAGGCUCCUGGCCACAUCUGUACAGGCAGAACACAGGAAGAAAAGUGAACAGUGUCCCAUUACAGGGCUGGCGCCAUCCGUGCCAAGGUGCGACCCCACUGCCUGAGUGUUCUCUCGGAUGUCACUCGCGUUACAGCACAAUGUGAUGUUGGUCAGUUCACCUGCAAAGCUAGACGUUUCCCCAAACCUGCCGCAAGCCAUUGUAGGAGUCCUGGGUCACCAGUGUGUCCGCAGCACCCAGCAUUGUCAAAUAAUACCCGCUCAGUGAGCACUCGGUAAACAAACAAGGAUUUUCUUUUUAGAAAGCAUUUGCCUUUGGUCACGUCCUCUCUGUCUCUGUGCUGACGGGAACAGUGUUUGUUCCCCUUGCAGGACAGUCUGGUGAGACACAGCUGACCAUAAGGAGGUGCGUGUUCUGUGACCCACACCCCCGUCUAGGACCUAAAGGGAUAAUGGGCUAGUGUAUAACAACAGCACCUUUAUCAUGUGAGAGAUUAAAAAAAUGAAAAUGUUCUAAUGGAAUGUGAUGCUCUGAUGUUAAAUGCUGACACGUUUGCUUGACAUAAAAAGAGAUGAACAACAUUAUCAACUAAAUAUUUCAGAAGAGUUUAUAUAUUUUCUCAAUUUUAUAAAAUUAA